Messenger RNA from Plodia interpunctella (Indianmeal moth), 1644 nucleotides. RefSeq lists its product as uncharacterized. Gene Ontology annotation, cellular component: nucleus; mitochondrial inner membrane. Gene Ontology annotation, molecular function: single-stranded DNA endonuclease activity; RNA endonuclease activity; metal ion binding. Gene Ontology annotation, biological process: apoptotic DNA fragmentation. The coding region runs from base 93 to 1370 and encodes 425 amino acids. The transcript has a single exon. The record is from RefSeq and is a predicted model, not a curated record. NCBI's taxonomy places the organism in Eukaryota, Metazoa, Arthropoda, Insecta, Lepidoptera, Pyralidae.
ACAAAAGGUAGUCUCUAAAAUAACAAAAAUAAAACUAAAAUUUAAUGUGUUAUAAAAUAAAAUGAGAAUAGUUACAUAUAAUUUGAAAAAAUAUGUUUCAACGACUUUAUUUGUUAUAUUUGUUGAUAUUCAACGUCGAGGAAGUCCAGCGAUGUCGACUGAAUUCUAGAAACCAUUUUGGAGAACCUUUGCCAGUCAUUAUCAAGGAUGGAAAGCUACUGGAGCCCACAGACAGGUAUGGCAAUGUCGAUUUGACAAGAGGCGAAAAUUUAACAUUAAGUUGCGAAGGAUCUGGCCACUUAUACCACCCUAGUAUGAAUCAUGAAGAAAUCACAGCGACUAUAACUUGUGAUACAGGAGAAUACUUCACGAAUAACGCAUGGUUGAAUGGUUCAGCUGGCUUCACCAGCUUCCGUUGUUCCUAUCCACCACCCCACGUUAGCGAACGAACAAAUCGUACCUGUUUUCAAGACAAUAGAAUCUACGAGGUCGGAUAUCGUAUUCAAAAUGAAUGGUACCCUAUUUACGAGUCUUGUUUCGAUGAAAAUCGCCUUAAUGCUAUAUACUCCAAGUACACACAGAAACCCUACAAUGCGAACUAUCAAACCAGAGUUGAACGGCCCUAUUUCAUAGAUGAUAAUAAUAUUUACAGAUCUGUGGGCGUUGAAUCGUUAUUUUCUCCAAAAGGCCAAAAAAAUGGUGUCGCUAAUCUAGUUGGUUCGAGAGUCAAUAGUUACUUUGUAGGAGACCAGUUGUUAUCAAGAGGGCAUCUUGCUGCUAAAACAGACUUUGUGUAUGCAUUCGGCGAGCGUGCCACUUUCCAUUAUGUCAACUGUGCUCCUCAGUGGACUGGUUUCAACGGAGGCAAUUGGAAUACACUAGAAGUGGAUCUUAGAAACCAUGUCAAUUAUGCUAAUUAUUACACUAUAAUAUACACUGGAACAUACGGAGUUUCAAGUUUGAUGAAUGAUCAAUAUCAAAGGGUUCAUUUGUAUCUUACUGAAGAUUACAACAAUAAUCAGGUCGUGCCAGUCCCUGAGUAUUUUUACAAAGUGGUUUAUGAACCGAGUACUCAAAAAGGUAUAGCAUUUAUUGGUAUUAAUAAUCCUUAUUAUAGUGUCAAUGAAGCCGUGGACAUGUUUUUCUGCCCUGACCUCUGUCGCGGCGGCUUGGACCUCAGCUGGUUGAGCUGGCAUCCGAACAAUCCAAGUGAGGGGUUUACUUUUUGCUGCAGUGUUCCUGAUUUUAGACAAACAGUGCGACAUCUUCCUCAUUUUGAAGUAACGGGGCUACUAACGUAUUAUUUUUUCGAUAAGAGUUUAAUAUAUUUUCUAAUUUGCUAUCGUUUUUUAUGCGUGCCACAUUCCUAGUUUCACAAAAAAAAUGUUUAUCUGUGCUAACAGUUCAAAACUGAACACAAUUAUUGCGCUCGUCUGCGCGCUGCGUCGACUUAAUAAAUUCCGUAGUAUAACUGAAAAGAAAUUCUUCUUACAAGCAUGUGAGUUAUUCAAGAUGCACAAUGCAAGUGGAUACAAGUGUCAAGUUCCGAUGGCGUCAUUGUGUUUUACAGAUUAUGGAAGUUUAUGGUGGUCUGGAAUACUAUAAGUUUUGAAUUGUUUAUUUGUAAUAAUUUUAUAGUUUUGA